Molecule: messenger RNA, 1555 nt
Organism: Brassica oleracea var. oleracea
Lineage: Eukaryota; Viridiplantae; Streptophyta; Magnoliopsida; Brassicales; Brassicaceae
Product: protein PHLOEM PROTEIN 2-LIKE A10-like
Exons: 3
Coding region: 230-1264 (344 amino acids)
Source: RefSeq, a predicted model, not a curated record
UUCGUGUUUUAAUAGUAUUGAUCUCUCUCUUGUUACAUACAAUUCUGUUAUUGGCUUGACGUCAUGAUUUGAAUUCUUAUCCAACUAACAGAUUUUUUUACUCAUUCCUCCAAGAAUCUUGAUUUCUUCACUUCCUUUUGCUCUGUUUUAACAAUUAAGAUGUUGACUUUCCGUGAAAGUGAGAGAGAAGUGGUGUAAUAAGCUUUAGCGUCUCUUCUUCUUUGCUUAAAUGGAUUUAGUAUUAGGCAAAAAGGGUUUAGAUUUUUCUCUAAGACACAAGAAGUGGAUUCUACUUGCACUAAUAAGUGGUUAUGGUGCUUUCAGAGUUUAUCAUUCUCCUUCCAUUUCCCAGAAAAGAAAGCGAAUCUCUAAGCUCUUUACUCUUCUUCUCAACCUCGUCGAAGCAGCAACACAUUCCGCCGAAGCGGUUAACAUAAUCUCAAAGGAUCUAACGGCGUUUCUCGGCUCCGAUUCGAAUCAAAUCCCAAACAGCUUGAAACAGAUUUCCAAAAUCGCCAAAUCGGAUGAGCUCAAUUCUUCUUUGACCAGAUUCACACAAGCCGUAACCGUUGGGUUACUCAGAGGAUGCCGGUCAGAUUCCGGAUUGGGUUUCACGGACCGGGUUAUGGAUAAGCUGUUCACGAAAUCAGGGUCCGGUUUUGCGUCUGCGAUCGUUGGUAGCUUCGCUAGAAACUUAGUCGUCGCGGCGAAAUUCUCUGGUUCGAAAUUGCUCGACGCGGUUUGCUCCGACGACGGGAGAAAACUAAUCGGCGAUUGCGUUCAGCGUUUCGUGACCACGGCGGUUUCGAUUUACCUCGACAAGACGACGGAAGCCAACGUCUUUAACGACCUCUUCGCCGGUUUAACCAAUCAGAAACACGAACACAAGGUUAAGCAAACGUUAGUAACGGUUUGUAACGGUGCGGUUGAAACGUUCGUGAGAACGGCAGCAGACCGAUCGUUAUUUCAAACGUUGAUCGUUGGAUCAAAACCGACGUGGCUCGAUCGGGUUUCGUCGUCCUUGGCUGUACUGAGUAACCAGAAAUACGUGGUGGAUUUAACCGGGAGGGUGACGUUUGAGACGGUUAGGUCGUUGUUAGACGUGUUGGUCGAGAGAGCGAAUGGUAAAGUGGAGAGUUACGUGGAGAAAGUUAGAGAGAGAGGAAACGAAACGAGGAGACUGGUGAGAGUUAAAUCAUCUCUACUACAUAGUUUGUGUUUACAGAUUGUUGAAGCUCCAUGGAUACUCACUCCAAGAAACUGAUCAGGCUAUAAGACAAGACCCAGUUUUUUGUUUUCAAAACUAACACUAGACUUGUGUUUUGUUUGGGUGAUUCUUGGAUUCAAUCAAAAAUUUUGUUUUUUUUUCCUUCAAUUGGAGAAGCAAAUGAUUGUUUUGUCUUUUUCUUUUCUUUUUUUUUGUGAUUCUGAAUGGGUGUGGGGUUACUUUGUUUGAAUGUUUUGGAUUUGGAUAUUUGGAUAAUUAUAAAGCGUGCGUGGGACAUUAUUUGUUAUACACUUGUAUGUGUUUUGUGGAUAAAUAUGGUAUGGAACU